GUCAGUUCUCCAUGUCUGACGUUUGUAACAAACAACCCCCGUGAAUAUAUGUUCACAAUUGAUCUAUAUAUGAUCACUUUUAUAGUGCAAACAUGUCAUUCCUCUAUAGACAUAUUGCAUUGUAGGAGCGAGUCUAUGGGUCUGCCAUUGCUCUGGAUCCCUCGCGCUCGAGCUCGAGCUCAAACCGUUAGGUAGUCGCGCGAGUACGAGGUUUGCUGAACUGCUUAACCGCUGGCUUUAUCAUUCAACCUUCAGAAAUGUAUGCCUACGUUAAAUAUGUGGACGACGGUUGUAAAGAGAUUGUCCCGACAACGGACAUUAAAGACUUCGACAUGAAACUUUUCAGCAGUGACAAAAUUUACUGGGUGCGGUGGAAAGAGGCUUUUUACAAAGCCCAAAUAAUAUUCAUCAAAGAGACCAGAGAGGCAGUGGAGGACGAGCUGUCAAGUGGGAAACGAGUGAGGGUGCGGAAGGUCAAGGAGGCGAGCCCCGUAGCCCCGCCCUCCGAACGGCAGGAAGCCAAGGCCAAAAAUAUAAAUCACAGAAAAGCAGCAGAGGAGGCCAAAAAAACCAACCUUUUGGCCAUCUUAGACGACAUGAAAAAAAGGAAAAAACUUUCUCCAAUCUGCCCAACACCACAAAAAAAAAUGAAAAACUCUGCAAUGUUAUGCAGUGUGCCCUCUGAAGAGGAAGAGGAUGACGAUAAUGAGGAUGAUGAGGAUGAUGAAGAUGAUGAUGGUGGGGUUGUUCCUCAGAAAAUGUAUGAGGAGGUACAGCGAAAGUACCAUUACCAUGGUCUUUAUAGAGGACUUCGUCUUCAACUAGAAGAAACCAAAAAAAAAUUAGAGGAACAGCAGAGGCUCUACACAGAGGUCGAAGCGGAACAUAAAAUCAUCCGCAAACUAAACAUUGAGUUGCAGCAACAACUUUUGUGCACACUGAACUCGAGUCUGAGCUCAAAAUGCAAUGAUCCUGCUUGCUCAAGCCCAAGGGGGACCCCUGAAAUUGCAGAUUCUGGCAGUGGGAGUCCAGUGGAGCCAGCUGAAUCCACAAACAAAGAUGAGAUUGAUUUGGGAGGAGGCGUAUGGAUCCGGAAGGACGUCUGGGCCAGAGUCCAAACCAAUGGAAGAGACUCCCUAUUUGUGAAAGAGCUGGCAGUGGCAAUAUGGGGCACAAAGACCCUUGGCGACAAGAGCCUGACUGGGAAGACCUGUCCCACCACUAAAACGAACAGGCAGCCUCUGACCCCACAGAAGCUACAAACAUUGAAAGUCUGUUUCAGGGAGUGGCUCCAGUCCAAAAAUGUGGAUGACACUGAAAUACAGGCACGGUGUGGAAAGGCUGGACGCUACAUUACAGAAAAAAUAAUGGACAUUAACAAACAAAAAACUAAAACUACAACUCCAAACUGAACAAAUGUAAUCAUAUGCCUGGGAUGUUCUUGUUAUAUAGUUCAGUUCCUAAUGAUUCUCUGUUCCAAUUCUUUGCGUGUCCGUAUGGUGUGAAACACUGAGCUAAGUUAAUGUUAAUUGAAGUUAUCUACAUAGUCAUAGCGAUGUUAGCUUGAAAAACAUGGCGACGAUGAUCUCUUUUCUGGUUUUUUAAACAUUUUUGAGGUUCAUUUACACAGGCUACUUAACUGUUACAAGGUCCUUAUAAAAUGUUUUGUAGCAUAGCAUUUGGCUAAAUUGAGGUGACUGUUACAAGACUGAUUCCGCUAACCGAUUUUUUUUCUUAACGAUUCUCGAUUUCAGUUCUUACUG
Epinephelus fuscoguttatus (brown-marbled grouper) is the source of this 1763-nucleotide messenger RNA. RefSeq names its product BEN domain containing 5 (gene bend5). The transcript is spliced from 8 exons. Gene Ontology annotation, molecular function: DNA binding. Gene Ontology annotation, biological process: negative regulation of DNA-templated transcription. NCBI's taxonomy places the organism in Eukaryota, Metazoa, Chordata, Actinopteri, Perciformes, Serranidae. The coding region runs from base 258 to 1412 and encodes 384 amino acids. The record is from RefSeq and is a predicted model, not a curated record.